AUGUCUUCCUCGUCUGACUCCAACAACCCCUCAGAAGAGCGGGGGGACGCGGCCGCGUCGUCGUCUGUGGAAGCAGCCUCCUGGGCCUCGGUUGGCCUCCAUCCCCAGUUGGUGGACAUCUGCACCUCGCUCGGCUGGCCAGCGCCAACCGGCAUCCAGGCCCAGGCCAUUCCUGUUGCGCUGCGCGGAGAGGACGUCAUCGGUCUGGCAGAGACGGGAUCAGGCAAGACUGGUGCAUUUGCUCUGCCCAUCAUUCACUCGCUGCUCAAUGCUGAGCGCAUGCCGGGUACAUACGCCCUCGUCCUCACCCCGACUCGUGAACUCGCCCUCCAGAUCGCAGAGCAGUUCCGCGCUCUGGGAACAGACGUCGGUCUCAAGGUCGCCCUGGUUGUUGGUGGCACUGACAUGCCCGAGCAGGCUCGCACGCUCGCCCGCAAGCCGCACGUCCUCGUCGCUACCCCUGGCCGCCUCCUCGAUCACCUCCAGCAGACCCGCGGCUUCUCCCUCUCCAAGCUCAAGUUCCUGGUCAUGGACGAGGCCGAUCGCAUUCUCAACGCAGACUUUGAGGAGGCCCUCAACGAGAUCCUCAAGGCUGUGCCGGACUCGGAGAGCCGUACCUCGUUCCUCUUCUCUGCUACCAUGACCACCAAGGUCGCCAAGCUCCAGCGUGCCUCGCUCCGCAACCCGGUCCGCGUCGAGUACUCCAACAAGUACGCCACGCCCGACAAUCUUGAUCAGCGCUACGUCUUCCUCCCGGCCCAGCUCCUCGACUGCUACCUCGCGUACAUCCUCAACGAGUUUGGCGCCCGCUCCGCCAUCGUCUUUGUCGCCACCUGCAAGGAGGCCCAGCGCCUCGCCCUCAUGCUCGGCUCGAUGGGCUUUGGCGUCGUCGCCCUCCACGGCAAGCUCAACCAGUCCAAGCGCUUUGCUGCCCUCGGCAAGUUCAAGUCCAAGUCCAAGUCCAUCCUUGUUGCCACAGACGUUGCCUCGCGCGGCCUUGACAUUCCCACCGUGGAUCUUGUCAUCAACGCUCAGCUCCCCGUCCGCUCCAAGGACUACGUUCACCGCGUUGGCCGCACUGCCCGCGCCGGCCGCACCGGCGUCGCCAUCUCCAUGGUCACCCAGUACGACGUCGAGAUCUUCCAGCGCAUCGAGAACCUCGUCGGCAAGAAGAUGAAGCUUUACCGUACCGACGAGCCCUCGGUCAUGCUCCUUAUGGACCGUGUUGUUGAGGCCCAGGCCGUGGCAAACGCCAUGCUCCGCGAGUCGGGCGUCUCUGGCAAGCGCAUCCGCUACGUCGAGGACGAGGACGAGACUCCGACCCGCAACCAGAAGAAGUUCAAGAGCGAUAAGUCGAGCAAGUCCGGCCGCGGCUCUAAGAGCUCCAGGGGCAAGCGCCGCCCGUCUAGCAAGGGCAAGCGCCACUAG
Molecule: messenger RNA, 1428 nt
Organism: Thecamonas trahens ATCC 50062
Lineage: Eukaryota; Apusomonadida; Apusomonadidae
Product: DEAD box ATP-dependent RNA helicase
Exons: 1
Coding region: 1-1428 (475 amino acids)
Molecular function (GO): ATP binding; RNA helicase activity; nucleic acid binding
Source: RefSeq, a predicted model, not a curated record